AUGUUCCGCGUCUUAGCUUUCGAGGAGGUUUUCAUCAUGUGCUGUUGCGAGUGGCAUGUAUCAAAUAUCUCAUCCGAUGGGACUGACUUCCCUCACCUUUCGCAUGCGGAUCCAGAUAUAAACGAGUGUCUGCAAAACAACGGUGGCUGCGGACGAAACUCUGACUGCUACAACCAGAUCGGAGCACCUCUGCUUUGCAAGUGUUGGGAAGGAUACGAUGGCAACAAUGACGAGCCACAAGCUGACUGCAUCGAUGUGGACGAGUGUUCGCAAGACGGUGUGGAGAAUCUGUGUCCGGAGAACGCCACAUGCGUCAACACUAUCGGGUCGUACCGAUGCACUUGCAAUUCGGGAUACGUGAUGGCCGACGAUAGCCGAUGCGAACUCGUGGAUCUCUGCUCAACGCAGACAAACGAGUGCGAUCCUUAUUUUGCCAACUGCAUCCAGACCGGCAGUACAGCGACGUGCCAGUGCAAGCCGUUCUUUACGGGAUCGGGAAAAGCCGGUGAUUGCAUACCCACUGCGGGGCAUGAGCACCUGGCCUGCGCACUGAGAGAGAUUACGUGCUCGCCGUACGAACAAUGCGUCCGGAACGUCGCUGCAGAAACGUACAGCUGUGAAAGCAAAGGGACAAUGCAGCAGCUGCAGGUGUUCUUCUCACAGGGGGGGAGUUCGGAGACGCCGUUCUGGAUAUGGACAGUGGUCGUUUUGGGAGCCCUCAUGAUUUGCGUCGGCAUCACGGCUGUAGCACGCCGCAUGCUGAGAAAAACGCAGGAAACACCCGAGGAAAACGCGGUCACUACCGACAGUGUGUACGCCUACAGCUACGGCGCUAUGGACUACUACAGCUGA
Messenger RNA from Neospora caninum, 852 nucleotides. RefSeq lists its product as uncharacterized. Lineage: Eukaryota; Apicomplexa; Conoidasida; Eucoccidiorida; Sarcocystidae. The transcript has 5 exons. The record is from RefSeq and is a predicted model, not a curated record. Gene Ontology annotation, molecular function: calcium ion binding. Bases 1 to 852 code for a protein of 283 amino acids.